Phragmites australis (common reed) is the source of this 681-nucleotide messenger RNA. Its product is annotated as NDR1/HIN1-like protein 10. Bases 1 to 681 code for a protein of 226 amino acids. The transcript has a single exon. The record is from RefSeq and is a predicted model, not a curated record. NCBI's taxonomy places the organism in Eukaryota, Viridiplantae, Streptophyta, Magnoliopsida, Poales, Poaceae. Gene Ontology annotation, biological process: defense response to other organism.
AUGAACCAUCCACAAGAAGUUCUCUUUUCCCGCGAGGAGCGCACCACCUACGUGUCUACCCUCGUCCCUGCCCCGUCCAUUCAGCCGACUCCGUCUCCUGCACGCGCCCGCAUAUGCAUCGUCGUAGUUAAAGUCUCCAUCGCCGUGACCAUCUCCGUCAGCUCCCUUGCGGUCCUCAUCUGGCUCAUCUACCGUCCCCAGACGAUCCAUGUCGCGGUCAGCACCGCGACGCUCGCCCGCUUCGGCCUGAACACCACGGACUCGGAGAGCGCCCCGGUGCUGUCCUACAACCUCACGGCCAAGCUGGCCAUCUCGAACCCCAACACGCGGGUGUCCAUCUACUACGACCAGCUCCAGGUGGCGGGGUUCUACCAAGGGAAGCGGUUCGGUAAGACCGCGUUGCCGGUGUCGUUCCAGGGCACGAGGCACGCCGACACGGUGCCGGUCAUGUUCGUGGGCAACUCGACCAUGGGCUUCGGGGACUCGGUUGUCGACGCGUUCCGUGGUGACAACGGCACGGGGGUGUUCCCCGUGGACCUGUCGGUCGACGGGGCCGUGCGGUACAAGUUCGGCGAGCUGAUGACCACCUCGGCGAGCACGCUGUCGGUCAAGUGCCGUCUGCCGCUGCAGCCGAUGGUGGCAUCGGGUUCGGUAGAGUGUUCUGUGUCGACUUCUGAUUAG